Messenger RNA from Drosophila willistoni, 1743 nucleotides. Its product is annotated as aldehyde dehydrogenase X, mitochondrial. Gene Ontology annotation, molecular function: aldehyde dehydrogenase (NAD+) activity. Lineage: Eukaryota; Metazoa; Arthropoda; Insecta; Diptera; Drosophilidae. Bases 139 to 1599 code for a protein of 486 amino acids. The record is from RefSeq and is a predicted model, not a curated record. The transcript is spliced from 6 exons.
GCGAAAUCGGCAUUAUCACAGAGCCUAUAAAAGCCGCAGCCGGUCUCGAUUGCAGCUCCAGUCUCAAUUUUGUGCCUGUGCCUGUCGCCAAGUGUCUCUUAUUGCUCCUAUCGUUUUGUAUUAUUCUCAGUUAUCAUAAUGACUGCCGAUCCCAGUGCCCAGCCCAAAUAUACCAAACUUUUUAUCAACAAUGAAUUCGUUGAUGCCGUCUCGGGAAAGACCUUUGCCACUCUCAAUCCGGCCACUGGAAAGGAAAUCAUUAAAGUGUCUGAAGGAGACAAGGCCGAUGUCGAUCUAGCUGUGGAGGCUGCCAAAAAGGCAUUCCAUCGCAAUUCCGCCUGGCGCAAGUUAAGUCCAUUGCAACGUACCAAUCUUAUGAACAAACUCUGCGUGCUAAUGGAGCGUGAUAAGAAAUUUUUGGCCAGUUUGGAAACUCAAGAUAAUGGCAAACCAUUUGCCGAGGCUCUGUUCGAUGUCACCUAUUCCAUUUUGACGCUGCAAUACUAUGCCGGAUGGACUGAUAAGUUCUUUGGCGAUACCAUUCCUGCUGGUGGUUUCAUCUCUAUGACCCGCAAAGAACCAAUAGGAGUUGUGGGACAGAUUAUACCCUGGAAUUAUCCUCUGCUUAUGCUGGCCUGGAAAUGGGGACCUGCAUUGGCCGUCGGGUGCACUAUUGUGAUGAAGCCAGCAGAGCAGACCCCACUGACUGCUCUGCAUAUGGCCGCCUUGGCCAAGGAAGCUGGUUUUCCUGCUGGUGUAAUCAAUGUGAUCAAUGGAUUUGGUCCUACAGCUGGUGCUGCCAUCAGUGAACAUCCCCAGAUAGCCAAAGUGGCAUUCACUGGCUCUGUGGACAUUGGACGCAUUGUUAUGGAGGCGGCUGCCAAAUCGAAUUUGAAACGUGUGUCCUUGGAACUGGGCGGCAAGAGUCCUGUUGUCGUCUUCGAUGAUGCUGACAUUGACUACGCUGUGGAAACCACUCACGAGGCCCUGUUCUCCAAUCAUGGACAGAGCUGUUGUGCCGGCAGUCGCACUUAUGUUCAUGAGAAGAUCUACGACAAGUUUGUGGAGAAGGCAGCAGCCAAGGCCAAGGCCCGUAAAGUGGGAAAUCCGUUUGAGGAGAAUAUUCAGCAGGGACCACAGAUCGAUGAUGAGAUGCUAAACAAAGUUUUGGGCUACAUUGAGAGUGGCAAGCAACAGGGUGCCAAACUGCAGGCAGGUGGCAAGCGUAUUGGCAAUGUGGGUUACUUCAUUGAGCCCACUGUAUUUUCGGAUGUUAAAGAUGACAUGAAGAUUGCCCAGGAGGAGAUCUUUGGUCCUGUCCAAUCCAUUUUCAAGUUCAGCACUCUCGAUGAGAUGAUAGAUCGUGCCAAUAAUGUGCAAUAUGGUCUGGCCGCCGGCAUCAUAACCAAUGACAUCAACAAGGCCAUGAAAUUCGCCAACAGUGUGGACGCUGGUUCCGUUUGGAUCAAUUGCUAUGAUGCCGUUUUGCCCCAGACCCCCUUCGGUGGCUACAAACAUUCGGGCAUUGGUCGCGAAUUGGGCAAAGAUGGUCUCGACAACUAUCUAGAGACGAAAACUAUUACCAUGAAGCUGGUCUAAAAUCAGAUGAAACUCGAGCAACUAUUCAAAAUGGAUGCAUGAACAAAUGUUUUUUAUUUGUAUUUUAAUGCUUCAUCAUCCAUGUGCAUAUUUUUUUUUGGCAAUUUGAAAUAUAGUAGAAAAGAUAUAAGAAGCCUUUUUAAA